Messenger RNA from Echinops telfairi (small Madagascar hedgehog), 716 nucleotides. Its product is annotated as apolipoprotein R-like. The coding region runs from base 3 to 716 and encodes 237 amino acids. Lineage: Eukaryota; Metazoa; Chordata; Mammalia; Afrosoricida; Tenrecidae. The record is from RefSeq and is a predicted model, not a curated record. The transcript is spliced from 4 exons.
CCAUGAGGGCUGUGCCGCUGAGCAGUCCCCAAGCUCUUCUCGGAAUCCUGGCCUUGCUCCUGUGCCCACUCGGGCCGCACGGUUGCAGUUUGCCCCCCAGAAUUAAACACGGACAUCAUAAAGACGUUAGCCAACUACUGUCCUUCACUACUGAAGUGCAAUAUGAAUGUGAGGAAGGGUACAUCCUGGUUGGAGAAGCUAAAAUCUCCUGUCUAUUUUCAGGAUGGUCCUCUCCAGCUCCCCAGUGUAAAGCUCUGUGCCCAAAGCCAGAAAUACCCAAUGGAAAGCUGUUUGUGGAGAAGGCUCAGUAUGUCAGCCCCGAGACAGCCAUCAUCCAGUGUGAUCCUGGCUACAGGGUGGUCGGCUCCCCAACUAUCUCUUGCUCAGACAACAAAUCUUGGAGCCCAAAGGUGCCCAAGUGUGAGAAGGACCCCUCUUCUGGAGUCCAGAGCCCCAAAGAGCCCGAGCCGCUCGAGACCACGCCCUCGUCUCACCCAGCACCCGGCUGCCUGUUGCGCAAACCCGCUCUCCACCCGUCUGCCCGGCCCCACCCUUCGGGCGACCGGAGCCCCGCCCGCCCGCCCGCGGCGCUCAUUCAGCCGGAGAGCAACCUUUCGGGCCGCUGCUCGCGCGGACAGCUCCUCUUGCCCACCGACUCGCUUAUCGCCGCGGAGGCGCGGAGUCCGGGGCAGAGUCCCCGUCCCCGCGCGCCAUGA